GCAUAUGUGAAGGUGAAAAAUAAGCAUAGAAAGGAUCAAAAGAGUGUAAUCAAUCACAUAGAAAUAUCAUGUCUGGGGCACAAGGAGCACAGCCAAAAGGGUCAAAGACAGCAACAAUAUAUGAGUCAGUAGGAGGAGGAGGAGAGAACAGGAGCAGGAUUGAGUUGCGUUCAAGGGAGGAUCAAGGUUCCAUUCAGGUGGAGAAAUUGCAGGAGAAGGUCAGUGAUCCUGCUGGAAAAGGUGGUCCUGUCUUUGGUGCUGGUAAAGAGGAAGACAAACAAGACCUUGGAGUCACAGGCACAGGCUAAUUCAUCACCUAUGCAUAAACCAAAACCUACUCUCUUCUCAUCAUCAUGCUGCUGCUUCUAAAUCUUUCUUCUGUGUGUUUGUGUCUUUGCAUGGAACUGAUUUCUUUCUUCCUUUCUUACUUUGCUUCUACUUUCUGUUUUAUGGAAUAAAACGGAAGAGGUUGAUGUUAUCACCUAAA
Molecule: messenger RNA, 487 nt
Organism: Vigna angularis (adzuki bean)
Lineage: Eukaryota; Viridiplantae; Streptophyta; Magnoliopsida; Fabales; Fabaceae
Exons: 1
Coding region: 69-308 (79 amino acids)
Source: RefSeq, a predicted model, not a curated record